Messenger RNA from Bemisia tabaci, 2584 nucleotides. It is a transcript of the gene mirr, whose product is annotated as iroquois-class homeodomain protein mirror. Gene Ontology annotation, molecular function: DNA-binding transcription factor activity, RNA polymerase II-specific; RNA polymerase II cis-regulatory region sequence-specific DNA binding. Gene Ontology annotation, biological process: cell development; neuron differentiation; regulation of transcription by RNA polymerase II. The record is from RefSeq and is a predicted model, not a curated record. Gene Ontology annotation, cellular component: nucleus. Lineage: Eukaryota; Metazoa; Arthropoda; Insecta; Hemiptera; Aleyrodidae.
UGUAACAACUCUCAGUGUAAAAAUUCCCGGAGCAAAAUACAAAAGAAAAUGAGCUGAAAAGAGAAUAUUCAAUAAUUUUUGCCGCGCUCCCCACUCCGCCGCCCCGCGACUCUCUCCCUCUCUCUCUUUUCCCGUUUUUAUAUUUCCCCUACAGCACCACAAAAUAAGAUAGAUAGGUGUAACAAAACUCCCCUCCCCGGUGCCCAGGUCUGGGAAAGUCUCACUUGAGCUACUGUUUAUACCCACCCACUGCGAGGAGGAUCCGAAUCGUCGCAACGCAAAAAUCAGGAUAGCUCGUCUAUAUUUUUCAAUUGUCUUCCCCCCGGUACCUUUGCCCCCUCUCUCUCGCGCCGUGCCCCCUCUCUCUUCCGCCUCUCGCGUGUGUGUGUCAUUAUCGGUUUCUCCUCCCUCGUCGCUCCACCGACAUCGAAAAAAUAUGUUAUCACCUACAAUAUUUUGCUACUGUGUACUUUAGUAUCCUCCCAGAAUUAAAAACAAUACACGGGCUCCUCUCGCCGGCUACCCGUGUUCGAAUUUUCCUCUUCGCUCCCAAGUGUUGUGCCAUCCUCAGUGCGGUCACCACCCCGUCGUAAUUUUUCAAAGUUCCUGUUGACCAGUUUUCUACCGUAUUUCGCCGUUCGUGGAAGUUCACCCGGUGCGACCGCCCAGCGAAUUGGAUCAGAAACGUGUUGUGUAUGUGCCAAAUUUGUGUUCUGUGUCGACGAAUCGUUUGCGAUCUUGCACGGCGAAAAUACCAUGCCCGCGAUCAAGUUUAAACGUAAAUCUAUUUUCGCCAUUCCAUGAUGUGAUCCGGUGCUCGUUGCUAAUAUGUGCCUUCUAUGAACUUGUGACAGCCGCGAACAGAGGAGAAACAAUUGUGACUUUGUGACAAACUCAUCCGAGUGUUUUUGAUUUCUCGCCGGAAAGAAACGUCGCGGAUACCGUUUCGGUUCGCGCGAGUUUUGUGCGGAUUAAAACUAUUUAGCGAGAAUGAAUGUGCCAGUAGUGAUCACGUGACGUCCCGAUCACAAAAUCGCUGGAGAGGGUCAAGAUUCACACCCUUGUUGACUUGACUGUCAUGUCCCAAUUUGGUCUUUCUUUAAGAACAGCGUCUCCAGCAAAACUUCAAACUCAGCCGGGAGCCGGAGGAGCCGGGAGCUCUACCCUCUCAAGUUCGUCGAGCCCCUCGACCGUCGAAGCCCGAGCGUCGACCUCAUCCCCGAGCGCGAGGAUGGCCGUGACCAGUUCGGAAGAGCGGGAGCCGCGGGUGGCCUCCCCUCCCGGGGGCGGCGCCCCUCGAUGCUGCGACACCGGGAAACCCUUCUACACGGACCCCAUCUCCGGGCAGACGAUUUGCACCUGCCAGUACGAUCUCCUCAACUUCCAGCGCCUCGGACCCCACGCUUUCCCCCCGCUCUCCAUGUACUCCGCCCCCUACCCGGAGGGCAUCUCCGCCUACUUCCCUCCCGCCCUCGGCGGGGAUCAGCCUCCUUUCUACCCUUCCUCCGUAGCCGGUUUAGAUUUAAAAGAAAAUUUGACAGCAGGUGCCGGUGCCUGGUACCCGUCGAUAUACCACUCGUACGAUGCUGCAGCUCUAGCUGGCUAUCAUUAUAAUGGGUUCGGAGUGGACGUGGGGCGACGGAAGAACGCGACGCGAGAAACGACGAGCACGCUGAAGGCGUGGCUCAACGAGCACAAGAAGAACCCGUACCCGACGAAGGGGGAGAAGAUCAUGCUGGCCAUCAUCACCAAGAUGACGUUGACGCAGGUCUCCACGUGGUUCGCCAACGCCCGGCGGCGGCUCAAGAAGGAGAACAAAAUGACCUGGGAACCGAGAAACCGCGUCGAGGACGAAGACAACAACAACGAUGACGUCACCGACGGCAGGAAGAGCGGCGACCCCAAAGAUCCACUAGAUUCCAAAGACUCAGGUACGGGCUCAAGCGAAGACGGCGAUGGAGACGGCGAACGGUCGGCAAACCAAAGGCUGGAGCUCCUGGAACGUCCGGGCGGCGGGACCGGAGACACCGGCUCCGAGUGGAGCGAGUCCCGGCCCGGAACCCCGGAAUGCCUCUACGACCGGGGCGCACCCCCGUUCCUNCACCCCGCCUACCACGGCCUCCCGCCGCACCCCCACUCCAGGUUCCAAAGCUCCCCGCCCCCCAGCAACGUAACCAAGCCCAGGAUCUGGUCCCUCGCCGACAUGGCCAGCAAGGACUCGUCCGGCAAAACGCCUUUCCGGGGAGUCCUCCCCCAACAAGCUCCUCACCCCUCGUGCUUCAUUCGGCACGCGGAUUUCUACAGGAGUUUCUACGGUUCGCACAUCCCCGGCAGUUCGAGCGAGCACCAGGCGCUCCUGGAGAACUACUCCAAGACUUUCGGCGGGUUCCCGCCGGGCAGCAGUAACCCGCCGUUGUCGUCGGUGGCUGCCGCGCUGGCCGCCGCGCACACCGCGUCGGCAGAUGGCGCUGGUGCACCCGCCUUCGGAGUUCCCGUCUCGACGAGUGCGUCGUCCAGUUCCUCGGAGUCACCCGCCGUCUCGGAGUCGUUACAGAAACCCCUCGACAGUGCCCAGCGGGCUUGA